GUUUGCUGGGCUACACCAAGAAACCCAGGAGAGGCUCAGGAGCUCAACAGGAGGGGGAGUCCAAAUGUCAAGGAACUAGAGUUCAACUGAGAUGCUGCAGUUACAUCUCUUCAAAAAUGGAGUGGAGCUGAUCAUGAGACAGCUAUACAGAGGCACGAAUAAAGGAUAACAUCACAAUUUCUGCACGUGGCUUAAAAAAAACAGAAGGUGGACAAAGACGGGUACAGCUGCUAGUUUUAUAAAAUGCCUGUGGAGACUUUCCAACGCCCAGUGAAGCAACCAGCGAGGAGCGUUAAAACUGCUACACCCCCACGGUUGCGGCCCAAGGGGCCAGUGGGGCCAGACCUCUAUCGGCAAUGCCCGACAGCAGAGAGCAGACCAAAGCAGAGUGCAGUGGAGAGGCUGGAGGCAGACAAGGCUAAAUAUGUCAAGAGUCAGGUGGCUCUUUCUAAGCAGCGGCCACUAAGGCCUCCUGAAGUGGGGAAGCCUCUGCUGAGCCCCGCUGCUGCCCUGCGGCCCACCAGGAAGACACCGACCCAGACAAAAACAAAGCAGGAGGGAGUCCAGCUCGACCUGGAGCACCUGAGUAAUCUCAUCAGUAAUGUGAGUGAUGGACCCCAGUCCAGUGCCACUGUAAGCUCAGAGUACAGUAAAGAUCCUGAUUGUGCCGCCACUGCACACAGCUCUCCUCGCCCCACACCUGUAGGGGCACAAGAGAAAAAAGAGAGGCCGUGUCCGCCUCCCUGUCCUGACUGGUCCAGUCCUGCUAAGGUGAGAUUAAAAGCCUCUGGACCUAUAGAGAAUCCAGGCUCUCCUGGGUCUCUGGCUGCAGGGACGGUGCGCAGAGUGGACGUCAUGCCUCAGGCCAGCCCCGUGAGGACAACCUGCAGACGGCCUCAGUUCAUCCGGCAGCCCCUUCGGCCCAUACCUUUACAUUCCCAGUUUCCACUCCGCCCGGCUGCUUCGCACCUGCGUCUCUUCCACCCCAGAACAACACCAGCCUCUUCUCCUCUGAAACCUGUUGUUGCCCCAUUUAAACCUGACAACCCUCCCUCCUCUCCAGCUGGAUCCCCAGUCCCUGCUCCACCUCCCCCUAGCUUCCCUGUUUUCCCUCCUCCCUCCCCAGCGAUCACCCGUUUAUCCUCCUCCAGCUCCAGGAAACGCCCGUCUCUGACCCGGUCUAAAUCAGACAUGAGCGACAGGUACUCCAGAGCUGGGACAGAGCUGGAGCGCUUCUUCAACCUGUGUGGUUUGGACCCUGCAGACCUGCAGGAUUUGACUGGAUCCAGUUCUGACAUUGUUUCCCUCGCCCGUUUUCGCAGUGUGAGCGCUCCGGGGUCUGAGUGUGCGGGCUCCGGUAGAGAAGAUGAAGAAGAUGAGGAGGAGGAUGCUGGCAACGUCGCAGAGCGAGUCCCCUACGGUGUUUCUGUCAUUGAGAGAAAUGCAAGAGUGAUCAAAUGGCUGUAUGGACUCCGUCAGGCCAAGGACAAUGCAACCAAGAGCACCAAUUUAUAGGAUGGUGUAAAAGAUUUAAAACAAAACACAUGUAGUGAUGGGACCCCAUGAUCCCCCCAUGAAAUGAUGGAUGCAAUUUUUCUGCCAAGUAAUUCACUCUGAGUUGUUUUGAUUGGGGUUUUUGUUUGUUUGUUUCUUUAUAAAAUUAGAAAUUUGA
Molecule: messenger RNA, 1672 nt
Organism: Seriola dumerili (greater amberjack)
Lineage: Eukaryota; Metazoa; Chordata; Actinopteri; Carangiformes; Carangidae
Gene: fam110a
Product: protein FAM110A-like
Exons: 2
Coding region: 244-1515 (423 amino acids)
Source: RefSeq, a predicted model, not a curated record